AGAAGAAAAACUGUGGGUCACGUGGCCAAGCAGCGCUCCAGCGUGCUGUCAAUGUGUCCGACAAUACUAAACAUUUCUCCUGUGGCGUUAUUGAAAUAAUGUUGACGUUUGAAUAUCUGAUGACCAGUCUGCAAGGCUGUGUGAUCAGCGGGGAUGAAGCCUCUCAACAUGUCAGCCAGACACUCAGGCGGUUUAUUGAUACACUGUCUGAAUCCUCCAGGAGUGCUGUCAAAAGGUGCAAGGAGCGCUGUUUAGAGGAAGCCUUCCAGCUGCUCAGACAGAUUUCAGAGGAGCAGCUCCGAGAUUUAGAGGAGAACCAUCUACUGCUUCUGGUCAAACUCCUCUUGUCCCUGCAGCUGCAGAUGGUCAACAUCUCCACAGCCUGUCGUAAAGUGGACCAGAUGCUGCAACAUUUGGCGAAGGUGGACCGCCAGCUGGUGUUUAGAGAAACCCUCCACUGUUUUCACUCCAUACUCAACGGCGAGCAGAUGACUUUCGAGGAUUUGCAGAAAGCCUGUAUGUUCCUGGAAGACAGCACCGUAGGCCGCGAGGUGUGCAGGGAGUCACACGUGUCCUUGCUGAGCAAAGUGUCCGAGUUAUUCCCUGUUGUACUGCAACAAGAAUCCCUGAGAGAUGGACCGCUGUGUUACAUCACUGUCAAGGUGUGUUUGCAGAUAUUUCAGCUGCUGUCUACUGAGGUGGCUCCUCUAGUGUGGCAGAAAGAUCACGGCAGCGCAGCAGUGCAGAAGAUCCUGCAGGCUCUCGUGGACGUUAUACUUGGACAGUGCUGCAACAGGGACACUUGUCUACUGGCAGGCACCGCUGUGGCCAUGCUGAUCAACACAUCCUCAGAGAUUUUAGCUGGAGGAGCUGCAGCCUGGAGUCUUCUGCAGGUCUCUCACUCAGAGCCCUGGCUGCUGACUGUUGGCGUUCUUCAGGUACAGUGCAACCCCACAGGGAAGGACGGAGUGGACAGGCUAGCUGUGAGCAAGGGCCUCCUGACCUGCUGUCGCCCCCUCAUCUUGCUCAGUUCACGCCACGACGACGCAGAUACGUGUUUGCUGCUGAAAGGCUUGUUCCCUCUGGUCUAUGCUUUGUGCGAACAGAAGCUGGAUUGUCACUACUUUGUCUUUGAAGUGUUAACACUGUGGCUGAAGAAGGUGAAAGAAUGCCUGGCUGAUCUCUGGAAGAUGACGGGCGUUCGCCUCCUGCCCGACGACAGCAGCCUACUGCAGCAGCUCAUGCACGUGAUCUGGACCAAUGCGGAAAGUCCAGUGGAAGGGGUGUCAGAAUUUGCGCGCAGUGCCUUUUCUCUGCUGCUGGACCUCUAUGAGAAGGACUGUGAGCACUUUGGUGCCACAAAGAAGACUUUUUAUCUUACCCUGCUUCAGCGAAUAAUGACACUACCCUGGGAAGCCAAAGCCAAAUAUCAUCGCCUUUGCGCACUGCUGCCAUAUUUGGGUGCUGACGCGUUACUGGAUCAAUAUACAGAGAUACCCAGCCACCUCCUGAAGUGCUUGUCGAACAAUCACUUGUCACCGUGCGGGUCUGAGCUUUACAAAAGUCUGAUCCAGCAGCAGAGGCGAGAGCUAUGUGAUCUCUCACAAACAACUGCCCCUCACAGUGAGGUGGAUCUGGCCAAUCACUGGGCGAGACGCUGGCAGCCCAUCCUUCACGGGGCCCUCACGUCGGAAGUGACCCUUCUGCAGAACAACGGCUCAACGCACUUGUUACCGUGCACCUUUCAGGUUUUCCCAUCUGCUGUGCACCAUCUGCUGGCCUCACUGGACCCGUACUCUCCCGGCCACCUCCACGCCUGGGCCUGCAUCCUGAGCUCAUAUCGGGCCGUGACCGGUUGCUCGCCGUGGGCUCUACAGGGUAGUUCCACUGUGGAAACCCUCUGGCUCGCUCUGGGAUCUGCAGAUGACAAAGUCCGUCUUGCUGCCCUCAGUCUGCUCUGCUGCUGCCCAAAGACCAAGGACACUCCAUCCACAGAGGAGAUGGCGAUCAUGAGGACGUUCAUUCCUCAGAACCUGAACUGUGAGUCCUCGCCGUUCCGCCAACAUUUCCAGGCCGGGGUGAGGAGGUUUCUGGUUCGUAUCAGAGAUGGCUGCUUGGCAUAUGUCAAAGGACAGAAGAGCAAAAAGAAAGGAGGUGCCACCCACUCGGAGAGGACAGAAGAUUUACUGGAGCAGGGAAUAGGGUUUGUGGAAUGGUUGAGUCAGCUUCCGUACGGCUACCUGGCACCAGGACACAGUUAUCAGAGGAAGAAGACUGCGCUGCUGUUGCUCUCUGCGGUGCUGGAGACCUGCACAGACACCUGGAGCCCAGACAAAAAGAAGGGACAGCCUCCAGCAAAUAUGGGCUCUCUUAUUAACUGUGCCAGACAAAGAGGACAGUGGGAUUUCUUCUGCAGGACAAAACAGCUUGUUCUUAUUAGCUGUUUGGAGGAUUCCACAAAUGAGAUUCGGGAGCUAUCAGCUGGCUGCUUAUUGAGAUUUUUCCCUCCUAGUUUCCCCGAUGACGUCGCCGAAGUGCUGCACACGAGAGCCAAACAGCUCGUGUGCAGUCCCCGUGUGCAGGAGGCUCAGAUGGGAGCUCUGAUGAUGAAGGUCCUCCUCCAGAAGUCACCAGAACAGAGGGAGGAUUGCAGGCUGAACUGUAACGUUGCUGUCGACAGUGUGAGUGACCUAAAGGCCUCCAGCACGGUCAGAGUCCUGGCGAAGGAGCUAGAGGAGCAUUAUCAGACAGCCAAGGCAGACAUGAUGCUCGCUGCCAGAACCAAGCCUAUUCACGGGAUACUAAGUGCCCUUCAAAAGUGUCUGCUUGAGACACCCAAUAGUGUCUCUGAUUCACUCGACUGCCGUCUAAAGACUGAUAUCCUGAACCUGCUGGAGAAUAUCUCUCUGCUGCUUCUCGGCGUUCUGUACGGAGGCCGGGAUGCUUGUGCCACUGAGAAGGAUGCCCCGCCUUCUUUUUGUGACAUGGGAAAUGCAAUCAGCACUUUGAUAUCCCAAGCUUCAAACGACGGAGGCCAAGCAGACGGAGAGGAGUGUGUGCUCCUGUCUGAAGAGCACAGCCUUGUUCUCACCUGCUGCUGGGUCUCUCUGAAGGAAAUAGGAAUAUUUCUUGGUUCUCUGGUGGAGGUAAUUCUCACAGAAUCCAAAGAAAACAGCAAGUCCCUUCUAACUAAGCAGGAUCUAAUGAGAGCAUCAAACAUAUUCAAGAAUAUUCUUCUUAAAUGCCGCCACUGGGGGGCAGUGGAGGGAUGCGGCGUUGGCUUCACCAAGUUCUGCGCCUGUCUUCUGAGCAGCAGUGAUCCAGAGCUAAGGGAUAUCCCAGCCCAAAUGCUGAAACAAGGACUGCAAGUUGUACAGUGCCUUCGCUCUACGUCUGUGACCCGACGGGCUGCAGGGUUGCCUAUGCUGAUCCUCUGCGUCCUGUCAGCAGAGGAGGCCAGUAAAGCGAGACCACUGUUAGCCCACAGCAUGCAGACCCUACUGGAGACGGCCAAAAGCCCUCUAAAUGAGAACUGGGACCAAACAUUGGACCUACCACAGGUGUGCGCUGUUCACACUCUCCAGGCACUAGUGCGGGGCGCAAGUCUGGGAGUAGCUGUCCUUCAGUUUGCGCCUGCUGUCGCCAUCUUGUCACUCACUCUGCUCAGCUCUCCCUGCUGGGCCAUGAGGAAUGCAGCUCUGCAACUUUACAGUUCGCUGUGCUCUCGAAUGCUUGGCCAGAGGUCAAGCAGCGAAGAGGCUGGCCCCACCCAGCACGCCAUGUCCCCUCCUGCCUUCUUCUUCCACUAUCCUGCGCUCCAGCCGUUCCUACUGGCCGAGCUGAGGGGGGCAGCACAGGACCUCGGCGGGCCACCCAACGAGGCCAAGCUACACCUCCAGCCCUCGCUCUAUCCCAUCCUCACGCUGUUAGCGCAACUCCAGCCUGGCGUCCAAGACUCGACAGAGACUUUGUCGAACUUCCUCCCUCCUUUACUCCAGCUGGCUGCCAGUCCUAUUUACAGUGUGAGAGUGAUGGCCUCUAAGGCUCUGGUUGCCAUGACUCCCCCCUCAGAGUACAUGACCAUCCUCAUCAAACUCACGGCUCGGCUGCCAAGUCCGCAGGAGCGCUGCUGUCACAACCAGCUUCACGGACAGCUGCUGCAGAUCAAAGCUGUUCUGGAAAGAGCUCUCUGCACGGACAGUGGUCCUCCCGAUGACCUGCGUGAGGUGCUGAGCGGGGUGUACGACUCGCUGUGGCUAGCGACCGAGGCUCAGCGCUGCCCCCUAGUGAGAGCAGCCUACCUUGGAGUGGUCCACUCUUUGAGGGGCCUCUGCUGUGAGAGUUACCUAACACAGCUCAGUGACACACUGAUGUGUGACCUCCAGACACCCCAGCAGGGGCUUCAGGUUGGGUUGUCAUCCUUCCAUCAACAAGCCAUCCACUUCCUUUGUGCAGAUCUUAAGUGGGCAUGUCAAGUCUGGGACAAGUUCUCAGCAUUAAGCCCUGACCUGAGGCUCUCGCUGGUUACGUGGGCGCAGGACGGGCGGGGUUUGGAGCAGACUGGCCUGAGAGGAGUGAUCCGAAGGGUUUUGCAGUCAAACUUAAAGGAGGCGUUGUUGAGUCACCGGGUGGAGUACCGCAGGAUUUACCUUGCAGCCCUGGCAGAAGUAAUGAAUGGAGGUGAUUCUGCUUCACCCCGACAUCUUCCACACUCGGCCCCACUGGAGGAGCCGGUUCUGCCAGAAUGUCUGGACCUGUUGUUUAGGGACCUCGAAGAACAGAGGGGUGGGCCGGAGUUCCUGUCCCAGGCUCUGUAUGCUGCUAGUCUGCUGCUUUACCAGUGGCCUGACUCCAGUCUAAAGGUUUCCAUGUUGCAGCGGUGGUGCGGCGUCCUGGAAUGCCAGCGGGCUCCGGACGUCUCCGAGGUGCUCAGGGUGGCAUGUGCUGAAGCUCUGUGUGUAGCCGGAGUUCCACGAGUACACAGCACGCCGCCUGCCAUCACCAUCAGGUUGAUCAACACAGCUCUUUACUUGCUGCAGGACCAAAGCCAGCAGGUGAGGAUGAAAGCGGCCUGUUUUACCUCGAGUCUCCACCAUGCAAGAAGAGGAGGGAGCCAGAGGAGAGUCUACUGCGUGCAGGUCAACCAGGCUCUGCCGCUGCUCCUGGACCUGCUGCUAGAGGAAUGCUGGGAUACUCCAGGAACGUUGGAGGUGCUUCUGUGUCACCUGCCUCAGUCCGACCUCAGAUCUGUGUGGAAAGAGGCCUCAGAAGAGGGGCUGUCCAGUCUGUAUGAGCAGGAUGAGGCCAAUGUGUUUGCAGAACCCUCGGUGAUGUCUGCACACGUGCUACCGUAUCUGCUGCAGAUUGCCGAAAAAUACUCUCAAUCCUCUGCUCUGGCAAAGAGCUUGAAUUUGUGGGUUGAGAGGAAUGCUGCACAGGUGCUAGAAGACCUUGUUGUUUGCAAAGAGCUUCAGCCAGCAGAUACACUGACCCGGACUUGGCUGGCUCUUCUCAUGGACCCCCGUUUCCACAGCACCCUGUGUGGCCUGAUCACCCGGGCGACCUUUCUCCGCCGACUGCUGAAAACAUCUGAUAGCGUACCACGCGGCUGUGAUGCUUCAUCCGUGUACAUGAGUUUACGGGAAGUCCGUGAUCUGCUCAGACAGAACGGUGUCCACUUUCCCUCCGCUUUAACAGCCGCUGUGACUGGAGGGCUGCCACCGUGAUGGGGCAGUGGAGUCAAAGCCUUGCUGCUGUGGCCCCAGUUAAAAUAACCUGUAGAUAUUUUAGGGACGCUUAUGACUAAGCAUGUGAGGCCUUGAAUGAGUGUUGCAGCUGCUGAUGCUGCAGCACGCCAGGAUUUGGGGAGGCUGACUGAGUUAUGUAAGUGGCUGCAGUCGCUCCUCUUCGUCAUCAUUUCACUUGCUGCUCAGGAGAGAGAUCCUGUAGACACUGAGGGCUGCUCUGAUGUUCCAGAGGCCCCACAGCUACUUCUCUUCUCUAAAUAACAGUUUGUAGGAUUAUUAAUUUUGAGAAUUUAUUUAUUUUUUUCAUGCCGAGGCUCUUUCUGAUUACCAUCGCUCCAAGCUUAGUGGUCCUGUCUGCAGUUGUCCUGUAUGUUUGCUGUGCCUCAGCACUGACUGCAGUGAAGCUCAGACUGAUGCAGUGAUGUAAUCCAAACCGCAUCUGGAGAAAUUGGCUUCUUGGUUGCCAGCAGGGGAGUAUAGUGUAUGGUUUAAUGUUCCAUUAGAGGCCUUCUGCCUGGAUAAGGAUAAGUGUCCAUUUACCGACCACAUGAGAGCUGACGAUGAUUGACUGGAUCAGAUAGAGAGCUGGCGGUUGCCCCGCAACAGCCCACACACUAGACCAGUCUGACAUCAUCAGAUAGCCCACUGCUUGUGUUUGAGAUGGGUGGCUUUCAGUACUAGACAAACACUGGCAUGAAAUAGAUGCCGUGAAUGGCCAUGUUAAGCUACUUAUUAAGUGUACUCCGAGCAGGCACAACUUAAUGACCAAUGACAGGAGCGGGUAAAUAACACUGACCAUGUUGUGACAAUUCAGUGUUCUACUGGAACAAGCCUGAUCCACAGAGCACCACCAGACACCCUCCGAAGGCCCAUGUCAUCUCUCUAAUGAGUCACAACUGUUUUUGAGGCCUGCACAAUAUUAGGAGGGUGGUCAUAAUGUUAUGCCUGAUCAGUGUAUAUGGAUCUUUCAUAGAUUUUCAGUUUACCGGCGACCUACAAUGUGCCUCAGCGCGUACCUGCACUAUCUACGCAAGGUAAGAUUAUGCAACGGCUAUGACUAGAAGCCGGUAUUAAUGAUUCAUACGUGGACCUUAUGCAAUGUGUUUCCUAUGACCCAAGGUCCACACCUGCCGUUAACAGCUCUGUAAGAUAAACUAGUGCCUCAAAGGAAACCACAUGUGGUUCUUGUUGAGAACUUGAUGCGAAACAAGCGGGAUGAUGGAUAACGGAAGUUGGAGUCCUUAAAAUGUUUUAAACAUACCCGAAAAUAUAGGUGCAAUUUUAACGACCACAUGACAGUAUCUUCUGCUUCUAUCCUAAAAACUUGGCUUGAGCGAGUUUAAGGAGAGCGGGGCUUGUGAACAUCCUGCAGGCAAAGUGUGUUUAUAACAGGAAAAUGACCAUCUGGCUUUGUUAAAGCCUUCGCCAUUGUGUCUGAGAGUGCUGAGUCUCUGGCCUCUCGGGUAAGCCUGUGUCCUGGUAAUUAAAUGAUUAACUAUGGCAACAGGGAACGUGGCCAAGUAGGUCCAGCCACUUUUAUGGGGUGUGUCCCUACAUGAAUACAGACUCACUUUAUGUGCACCAUUUGGAGCAUGAAAGUAGUUUUUUUUUUUUUUUUUUUUUUUUUUUAACCAGUGUUGUAUUUCAAGUACCUGUCCGAUCCUCAGUCUUAUGGUUAAAAGAAAAAGUCAAUAGCAGAGUGUGUUUUUUGUAUUAUUGUACAAAUUAAAUUAUAAUUAAAAUCUGUCAUUUUUAUCAGUGGAUUUAAAUAACUUUAUACUGAAUGCAAUAAAGUCAACAACAGAGGUUGUGCUUAAUGAA
Molecule: messenger RNA, 7568 nt
Organism: Mugil cephalus (flathead mullet)
Lineage: Eukaryota; Metazoa; Chordata; Actinopteri; Mugiliformes; Mugilidae
Product: thyroid adenoma-associated protein homolog
Exons: 31
Coding region: 99-5726 (1875 amino acids)
Biological process (GO): tRNA methylation
Cellular component (GO): cytosol
Source: RefSeq, a predicted model, not a curated record